AUGAUGGCAACCCAUCGGACUUUAGAGAACCCAUUCAUGAGCAAGAUGUGCCUUCCUUUUAACCGUCUUCCGUUGUCAGGUAUCUGGCCGACACACCUGAGAAUAUUUGUCGGUUCUGUAGGCAAGGUCAGUAUUGGGACACACUUGCUACCGCACCACGACAUCAGACAUCAGCUAAACCCCCUCCAACUCCAAACAUGGAGGAUACGUAUAGCGGCGUCCCAUCGCGGCUGAGUAAAGAAGCGGCAGAAUGCCGGGCGCGCCUACUUGGGAAUCGCACCCUGCCGGCCAGCCAACCGCGGAAACACGGCGUUCGUCUGCCCCCGGAUACAACGCUUGAGCAGUUCGAGUCCGCCAUCCAGGACUUGAGAGGCAAACUCGGGCCCGAUAACGUUGAGGUUAACGACAAGGCCUUGGUCGACGGGUGGUAUCUGGAGCACCCCAACACCCAUGAUGCUUUCCACAUCGUCGACCAGGAGGAGCUCGUCAGCAGCGCUGCCGUGUUUCCUGGAUCCACGGAAGAAGUGCAGAUCAUCGUCCGUUGGGCCAACCAAUACGGCAUACCGAUAUAUCCCAUCUCCCUGGGGCGAAAUGUGGGUUACGGAGGGGCAGCUCCACGGGUCCCCGGCGGCGUCGUGAUCGACCUAGGUCGCCGAAUGCACAAUAUCCUCAAGAUCGACGGCGAGAAUGCCAGCUGCGUCGUCGAGCCCGGGGUGACGUACUUCAAGCUCUACGAGGAGAUCCAGAGGCAGAAGUUGCCGUUGUGGAUUGACCCGCCCGACCUCGGAGGCGGGAGCGUGCUCGGCAACGCCAUCGACCGGGGGGUGGGAUACACGCCGUACGGCGACCACUUCGCGAACCACUGCGGCAUGGAGAUCGUGCUCCCUAGCGGCGAGCUCCUGAGGACGGGGAUGGGGGCCAUGCCCGGCCCCGACGGUGAGGACAACCCGACGUGGCAGUCCUUCCAGCACGCCUUCGGCCCGUCGGUCAACGGCAUCUUCUCGCAGAGCAACUUCGGCAUCGUCACCAAGAUGGGGUUCCACUUGAUGCCCGAGACGAAUAACCAGUCGUACUGCUUCACCUUCCCGCACGACGACGACUUUGAGCAGAUCGUCGACAUCAUCCGCCCGCUCGCCCAGCAGCGCAUCCUAGGCAACAUCCCCCAGCUCCGGCACGCCAUCCAGGAGCUCAACGUGACGGGCCGGCCCAAGUCGUCCUUCCACUCGGGCGCGGGCCCCAUGACGCGCGACGAGGUCCGCUCGGCGGCCAAGGAACUGCCCCUCGGCGACUGCUCGUGGGUCUUCUACGGGACCCAGUACGGGCCCGCCGAGACGAUCCAGUCCCAGCUGGAGGUGAUCAAGGCCGCCUUCGGCCGCAUCCCGGGGUCCCGGUUCUUCCUCCCGUCCGACGUGCCCGCCGACCACUACCUGCACUCGCGCUCGCUCGUGUGCGCCGGCGUGCCGGUGCUGCGCGAGCUGGACUGGCUCAACUGGACGCCCAACGGGGCGCACCUCUUCUUCUCGCCGAUCGCGCCGACGCGGGGCCGCGACGCGCGCACGGUGCACGACCUGAUCGCCGCGGCGCACGCGCGGCACGGGUUCGACCUGUUCCCGACGCUGUGCGUGGCCGGGCGCGAGAUCCACUACAUCGCCAACAUCGUGUACGACCGGGCCGACGCCGCCGAGAAGCGCCGCGCCGUGCGCCUGAUGCGCGAGAUGAUCGCCGAGUGCGCGGCGCGCGGCUUCGGCGAGUACAGGACCCACCUGCUCUUCGCCGACCAGGUCGCCGCCACGUACAGCUGGGGCGACCGCGCGCUGAUGCGGCUCAAUGAGACUAUCAAGGAUGCACUGGACCCCAACGGCGUGCUGGCGCCGGGGCGGAAUGGUAUCUGGCCUAGGAGGUAUAGGGGGAAGGGGUGGGAGCUGGGGGCCGAGGACGUCGACAUGGAUAGAAUCGGGCCUAAAGCAUGACCUGGAGGUCUGCCCAUGAGUGCAAAACUUGUUUGGGACCAGCUUUGAUUUUGACUACCGCCAUGCUUUUGAUGUCGGGACAAGGUUGCAGAGCGCAUGACUUGUCCUUAAACUUAGUACUUAGAGACAAGACAGUCAAGGUUAUUUCCCGCCACUUCUCUGGAUGGCACCGGUUACCCCCUCUCAUCUAAGAGGACAACCGA
Messenger RNA from Phialemonium atrogriseum, 2173 nucleotides. Its product is annotated as putative vanilly-alcohol oxidase. NCBI's taxonomy places the organism in Eukaryota, Fungi, Ascomycota, Sordariomycetes, Cephalothecales, Cephalothecaceae. Bases 198 to 1970 code for a protein of 590 amino acids. The record is from RefSeq and is a predicted model, not a curated record. Gene Ontology annotation, molecular function: D-lactate dehydrogenase (NAD+) activity; D-lactate dehydrogenase (cytochrome) activity; FAD binding. The transcript has a single exon. Gene Ontology annotation, cellular component: mitochondrion. Gene Ontology annotation, biological process: lactate catabolic process.